This is a messenger RNA of Homalodisca vitripennis (glassy-winged sharpshooter), 3203 nucleotides long. Its product is annotated as dual oxidase-like. Gene Ontology annotation, cellular component: NADPH oxidase complex; plasma membrane. Gene Ontology annotation, biological process: defense response; superoxide anion generation. The record is from RefSeq and is a predicted model, not a curated record. Lineage: Eukaryota; Metazoa; Arthropoda; Insecta; Hemiptera; Cicadellidae. Gene Ontology annotation, molecular function: calcium ion binding; superoxide-generating NAD(P)H oxidase activity.
UAUCGUGGACUCUGUCACCUACUUGGGGAUGGUUGUCGACAGAGAUCUGAGGUGGAAUCAGCAUAUUGCUCAGUUGAGUGGUCUAAACUGUGUGGAGGAUUGCAGCUUCAUAGGAAACAUGUUUCAGGGAAGUGAGCUGGCAUACAUCUACGCCUGUGUGUUCCUGGGGUUCGUGCCGCUGGUGUGUGGAGGGGCGGGCUACGGAGUCAUCAAGCUGCAGAACCGCAGACGCAGACAGCUGCGGAUGAUGCAAGAAGAACUCAAGACGGGCAAUAAACCAGCAGCAGCAUCUGUUGACAAGAUGGCAGUUAGAGAGUGGCUUCACGCAAACCACCGCCGUAUUGUGAAGCUGCGCUUCGGUCCAGAGACCAAUCUUCACACAGUGGACCGGAAGGGAGAGAAGCUGCGAAGCGUGAGCUUCAAGAACGGUGACACAAUCACUGUCGAGGAGUCUCAGGUUCCCGAGAGAGGGAAGAAGAAACGCCCUCUGGUGUUGGUGAGAGUACCACGUGAUCACGACUUGGUCCUCGAGUUCGACUCUCUUUCCUCUCGACGCAAGUUCAUGUCCAAGUUCGAAUCAUUCCUUAAUUCACACAAGAAACAUAUAAUUGCACUUCAGUCACCUCGAGAUCUGAUGCUAGCAAAGGCUGAAACGAGAGAGAGAAGACAGCGGAGAUUAGAACACUUCUUCCGAGAAGCUUACGCGCUUACGUUCGGCCUCAAGCCGGGCGAGAAGCGUAGACGAGAGGAUGAGAACGGGGACGUUGUGAUGCGUACUUCUCUGUCCAGUGCCGAGUUCGCCAGCGCACUCGGCAUGAAGCCUGACGCAGUAUUUGUCCGGAUGAUGUUCAACAUCGUGGAUAAAGAUGGCGAUGGCCGCAUUUCAUUUCAGGAAUUUUUAGACACAGUAGUAUUGUUUUCAAGGGGCAAGACAGAAGAUAAAUUGCGGAUCAUAUUUGACAUGUGUGACAAUGAUCGAAACGGAGUUAUAGACAAAGGGGAGUUAUCAGAAAUGCUGAGGUCACUUGUGGAGAUUGCCAGGACAACAAGUUUGUCUGACGCUCAUGUCACUGAGCUUAUAGACGGGAUGUUCCAGAAUGCUGGGUUGGAGAGAAAAGACUUCCUUACUUAUGCUGACUUCAAGUUAAUGAUGAAAGAAUAUAAGGGAGAUUUUGUUGCAAUUGGAUUGGACUGUAAGGGGGCCAAACAGAAUUUUCUGGACACUUCAACCAAUGUGGCCAGAAUGACCAGUUUCCACAUAGACCCAAUCUCAGACAUGGACAAAGGUUGGCUGAGCAGACAUUUGGACUGUGUAACUACCUACCUGGAGGAGAACCGGCAGAACAUCUUCUACCUAUUCGUCUUCUAUGUUAUUACCAUUGCUCUCUUUGUUGAAAGAUUCAUUCAUUACUCGUUUCUGGCUGAACACACGGACCUGCGCCACAUCAUGGGCGUCGGCAUCGCCAUCACACGAGGGUCCGCCGCCUCGCUCUCCUUCUGCUACUGCCUGCUGCUCAUCACGAUGUCGCGCAACCUGCUCACCAAGCUGAAGGAGUUUGCAGUCCAGCAAUAUAUCCCACUCGAUGCCCACAUCCAGUUCCACAAGAUCGCCGCCUGCACCGCUCUCUUCUUCUCGUUACUACAUACUGUCGGUCACAUCGUCAAUUUUUUAAUGUUUUCCACCCAGCCUCUAGAGCAUCUCCACUGCCUCACCAGUGAGGUCCACUUCCCCUCUGACUACAAGCCAGGCAUUACCUUCUGGCUCUUCCAGACCAUCACAGGAAUAACGGGAGUAAUGCUGUUCUGUGUGAUGGUGAUCAUCUUUGUCUUCGCCCACCCUCUGAUUCGCAAGAAGGCUUACAAGUUCUUCUGGCUCACCCACAGUCUCUAUGUGAUCCUCUACUUGCUCUGUCUGAUCCACGGAUUGGCUCGGAUAACAGGACCUCCUCGCUUCUGGAUGUUCUUCAUCAUCCCGGGCAUCAUCUACACGUUAGACAAGAUUGUGAGUUUGCGGACCAAAUAUUUGGCGUUGGAUGUUUUGGAGACGGAGCUGCUGCCCUCAGAUGUUAUCAAGAUCAAGUUCUAUCGUCCACCCAACUUCAAGUACCUCUCAGGCCAGUGGGUGCGUCUGGCUUGUACGGCUUUCCGCACGGAUGAGUUCCACAGCUUCACACUGACAUCGGCUCCUCACGAGAACUUCCUUUCGUGUCACAUCAAGGCUCAGGGUCCCUGGACAUGGAAAUUGCGCAACUACUUCGACCCCUGCAACUACAAUCCUGAUGAGGAUCAGCCUAAGAUACGUCUAGAAGGACCUUUCGGCGGAGGGAACCAGGACUGGUACAAGUUUGAAGUGGCUGUAAUGGUGGGGGGAGGUAUCGGCGUCACUCCUUACGCCUCCAUUCUCAACGACCUGGUAUUUGGCACUUCGACCAAUAGAUACUCAGGAGUAGCUUGUAAAAAGGUUUACUUUUUGUGGAUCUGUCCCUCCCACAAGCACUUUGAGUGGUUUAUAGACGUUCUAAGAGACGUUGAGAAGAAAGACGUCACCAACGUUUUGGAAAUCCACAUUUUCAUCACACAGUUCUUCCAUAAGUUCGACUUAAGAACUACAAUGCUGUACAUCUGUGAGAACCACUUUCAGCGUCUGUCCAAGACAAGCAUGUUCACAGGCCUCAAGGCCAUCAAUCACUUUGGCCGGCCCGACAUGUCAUCGUUCCUCAAAUUUGUACAGAAAAAACAUAGCUACGUGAGCAAGAUCGGAGUGUUCAGUUGUGGUCCUCGGCCCCUGACCAAGAGCAUCAUGUCUGCAUGCGAGGAAGUCAACAAGGGCAGGAAACUGCCUUACUUCAUCCAUCACUUUGAGAACUUUGGUUAAUUCUAUGAAUUGAUUAGUAUUAUAUUCAUUCAUCGCAUCAAUUCAUUCGUACAAUUUGUAAACACUGACUUCUCACAUUUUUAAGACUUUCUUCAAGGUUUAUAACAUUAGUAUAAUAUGAUGUGGGAUUACUUAGCAAUGUCAGUUUUAGUACUAUUAAACAAGCACAGAAAAUAAAUAAUACUGCAUUUGCUUCUAAUUUUGGAAAUAUUGUUAUUAAUUUGUCAAAAAGUUAAAUUAAUAAUGUAAUCAAAAUAUAUAAGUAUUAUUUCAAAUAAAUUUUCUAUUAAAAAUACAGGGAAGUGUAAUUAAAAAACAGAACAGUAAA